AAGCUUUUAUAUUGAAACUGGUUUUUGUAGUGUCGUCAGAGAGCUGUGUUCACAUAAUCGUGUUUACUAAAAUCCAAAACAUUCAGUGACUUUUAAUGUAAUUUUGCGUGGUAAAUCUACCAAAUACUGUACAACAGAAAUGAGCGGAUUAACAAGUAACAUCUGAAAUUCUUGACUUCAAGAACAGCAGUUAAAUGACUACAUCAUGGACAUUAAAUUCCCCAAACAAGAGCACUUGGACAGAAUUCCUCUCCCUCUGUCCGCCCUGCGCUUCUUGGUCCCUCCUGUACGCCUCAUGUCUGCCUUCAUGUGGAGAAUUGUGCAGCAGAAGGAUGUGAUGCAGUAUGGGAUGCUGGCAGAUUUUGUUUCAUUGGUGUCAGAGGCAGUUCCAAAAUUGGUUAUUCGUAGACUUGGAGUUCAACUCAUUUUAGGACUGCGUGCAAGGCUUGUUUUGGAGUUGUGUGAGAGAGACAAUGCUGCUGACAUGCACACAAUCCAUACUCACCUCAACAGCAUUCAACUCGUGGAUAACACUGUGGUGGGAGAAGCAGGUGUUUGUUUUGUGGAGCUGGUCCAAACACUUAUUAAAGAUGUGGAUGAGAAGGAGCAUUUCUUCCAGCGCGUGUUUCCAGUGGAUUUCGGCACUGACUUUGACGCAGCCAUUCGGGUCCUGAUGUGGCAUUUCCUGUCUAGGCUGGAGCACUUCCUGCCAAUCCCUGACCUCCAGCAGACUCUGGCUUGGCUUGAUCCACUGUUGCCUGUUUCAAAAGACUGUGAGGAGUUCAAUAGUCAGUCAGAUCACGUAAAGAUACUGCUUGAGCACUACAAGAACCUUGGACAUCUAGAUACCAAAUACCCUUGUCAGCCCAUGAGUGCAGGAAAUUGCAUCCUGUCCACACUCUCUGGUAAAGCGAGUGACAUCCAUCAGAAGAGAGUAGGUCACGUUCAGAUGUUCGACAGACAGACCUUGGACUACAUUCAGAAAAGCGUCGCGGAGUCAGUAGUAGGAGCAUCUGAAUGUACAGAGACUCUGGUAGGACCGGAUGAUGAUGGAGAGCAUCUUGUUACAGAAUCGGAGUGUGCAAGAGCCGUGGCUUUGAAUGAUUCUGUGCUAACACUUCCAGAAGACCACAAUUCUACAGAUGUAAUAGAGGAAUCAGACUCUAAUACUGAACAGUCAGAGUUCCUGUCUUCUCCUUUGUCUACACAACCAGUGCCUGAAGACAGUGCUGUACCCAAAAUACUUGUAAGCAUGCGCAGAUCUGCACAGAAGCCUGUUAUCUCAGAAAACAAGGGUGACCCUGUGGAGUCUGACGUGUACAGAGACUCUGGUAGGACCGGAUGA
Molecule: messenger RNA, 1345 nt
Organism: Sinocyclocheilus grahami
Lineage: Eukaryota; Metazoa; Chordata; Actinopteri; Cypriniformes; Cyprinidae
Exons: 8
Coding region: 206-1345 (379 amino acids)
Biological process (GO): regulation of telomere maintenance via telomere lengthening; telomere capping
Cellular component (GO): shelterin complex
Molecular function (GO): telomeric repeat DNA binding
Source: RefSeq, a predicted model, not a curated record